CUGUGGCUAAGUUAACAUGGCGGAACUGUUAAGAAUUGAAAGUGAAGUUGAACAGUUCAAGACGGAACUCUUGUACAGACACAGGCAAGCAGAGGAGAACAGGCUGAGGGAGAACCAGGCCGCCAUCCAGAUUCAGAGCUGGUUCAGAGCCUGCAAGGUGCGGGCUUAUCUCAGCCAUCUGCACAAGAAGGCAAUCAUUAUUCAGAAGAUAUGGCGGGGCUUCACAGCAAGGGCACAUUUCAGACAAAUGGUGAAGGAGGCAUAUUUUAUCAUGAAGAUGAAUUUCUACGAGGAGAUGGCGGUCAGGAUCCAGCGCAGAUGGAGAGGAUUCUUUGCAAGGAAGUUUAUUCAUAAUUUCUAUGCACGCAAACGCUAUCUGGAAGGAGUUGCUGCUAACAAUGAACUUGUCAGGAGAGAGAUGGAUGAAAUCGAAGAACUUCAGAAGAGAGAGAGAGACUGUCUGAAGAUGGUGAGAGAGCAGACAGCAAAGGUCUACCAGGCAUACCGGUCACACCACCUCCUCAGUACGAAACAGUGCCCAGGGGUCCUCAACCCUUCAUUCGGGUCAGCCCCCCAAGAGAGGGAACAACUGCUGAGGCAGGUCAAGUACCAGCCCCCAACCAGACUGGCCCCCAGGCGCAAGACUUGUGUCUUGAGCAUGUCUGACCCAGCAGCCCCCAGUUUUCCUGAGAGUCUUGAAUCCCCAUGGAUCAAAACCAAUAGAACUUCCAGUUCUAUACUGCCCCCCAUUGGCAGCAAGAAACAGCAGGGUCUGCUCAGGGAGCCAGGGGAAGUGUGGGAGCAGCGUGUGAAUUGUCCUGACCUGACACUGCGUCUGCAGACCUCUUACAUCAAACUCCACAGAACUAUAAGAUCUGGAAGUAUGCUCUACCAUCAGGACCUCAGCAGCAGUUCCUUUACUCAGCCAGCCUAUGCCAAGAAAUACAUUUCGUAGAUGACACACAGGCUCCAGGAGGAGUGAUUCAAGACCAACAACAUCUCACACGAGGUCUAUACUUGAAGUAAGACAGAUGUAUGUGACACACUUCCUUCUGGCCUGAGAAAAUGAAGAGGAGUUCAAAUAAAGUACUCGUUGCAAUCCUUA
Messenger RNA from Labrus mixtus (cuckoo wrasse), 1105 nucleotides. It is a transcript of the gene spata17, whose product is annotated as spermatogenesis associated 17. The record is from RefSeq and is a predicted model, not a curated record. Lineage: Eukaryota; Metazoa; Chordata; Actinopteri; Labriformes; Labridae. The transcript has 10 exons. Gene Ontology annotation, cellular component: spindle pole. Gene Ontology annotation, biological process: mitotic cell cycle; establishment of meiotic spindle localization; spindle organization. Gene Ontology annotation, molecular function: protein binding. Bases 17 to 955 code for a protein of 312 amino acids.